GAUGUAUGUUUCUGUCAUUAAUUUUUAGCUCUUUUAUUCUCUCCGAAAAUUAUCAUUUUUCACUGACUGUGUAACUUUAGAAUUUUAAGUACAUAGCUCAUUUAUUUUUAAAAAAAAUCUUUUUAUCAUUGUAAAAUGCAAAAAAUGCGGUAUUUAAUAUUUUUGACUUUGUUUACACUUUCAACUUGUGUUUUUGAUUUUGACGACGAUUUUUAUGAUCCGAAAAGAGAAACUUUAUUGAAAAGUAUACCCAUAUCUAUUAAGCGGCUUUAUACUGAGUGGUCAGAGAAAACAAAAUGUGUGGAUCGUAUUUUACGUAGCACACAGGCUACCAGUAAUUAAAACAAAGACAUUCCAAUGGUUUAUCUAUAAAGUUCGAAUGCCUCGUCGGAUGAGUCCAGUGUUAGAAGCCCAAUUGCUACUGGAAUUCUACAAGACCUCGAACUUCUCGCGAGUUCUCAACUAUGAUUACGGUAUCGAAUUGCACUCCUUGGAUCACAAAACUGAAACUCGAUUCAUCAUAUCCAGUGAGAAGUAUGCAAGUGGAAACGUGGCAGAAUUAUUCUUCAACAUUACAAGCAUCUACCAAGAAAAGAAGAAGUCGAACAGAAACUUUAUCCGACUUCGAUUUCGGUUCUUGCGAUUUCCAGUCGACAAUAAGCCUCCUCCAAUUGACCAGGAUGAAGACGAGUUUACUUUUAGAAAUAUCAAAGCCUUCCUUGUUACCCAUGAGGACAAUGAAGAUUGUCAAUCCUCCUAUAGGGAGGUAAACUUGCAAUCGCGAAGAGUUGUAAAAAUUGCCGAACAAUCUUCAAUGUUGAGGGCAUUCCAUCGCCCUAAUCUCUAUCCUGUUGAUAAUUCGAUGCACCCCUGUCGUCUUAUGGAUUGGUUUGUUUCUUUUCAUAGCAUCGGAUGGAGUUCAUUUAUAGUAGCACCAUCUCGGGUAAAUGCUCGUGCCUGUACUGGAAUCUGUGGGUUUCCCAUGAAAGUAAAUUCAACGGAACAUGCUAUUGUGCAAACGCUUGUUUCAAUUCGAAAUAAUCGAAACACUUCUGCUAGCUGUGUACCUGUUGCUACAAAGCCUACGGCACUUUUGUUGUACGAUGACUCAGAUGAUAGCAUUUACAUUUCCACCUUUCCUGAUAUGAUUGCAAAUAGCUGUGGAUGUCGAUAAGAUUUAGUUGAAUAGAAAAAAUGAAUCAGAUUUGUUAACCUAUGAAAACUCAACUUGUAAAUUAUCAGAACAUUUUAAAAUUAUUUUAUUAAUAAAUAAACAUUAUGAAGAAUA
Molecule: messenger RNA, 1288 nt
Organism: Parasteatoda tepidariorum (common house spider)
Lineage: Eukaryota; Metazoa; Arthropoda; Arachnida; Araneae; Theridiidae
Product: univin
Cellular component (GO): extracellular region
Molecular function (GO): cytokine activity; growth factor activity
Source: RefSeq, a predicted model, not a curated record